Cladophialophora immunda is the source of this 1695-nucleotide messenger RNA. Its product is annotated as dihydropteroate synthase. NCBI's taxonomy places the organism in Eukaryota, Fungi, Ascomycota, Eurotiomycetes, Chaetothyriales, Herpotrichiellaceae. Gene Ontology annotation, cellular component: mitochondrial envelope. The record is from RefSeq and is a predicted model, not a curated record. Gene Ontology annotation, molecular function: dihydropteroate synthase activity; 2-amino-4-hydroxy-6-hydroxymethyldihydropteridine diphosphokinase activity. Gene Ontology annotation, biological process: tetrahydrofolate biosynthetic process. The transcript has 2 exons. Bases 1 to 1695 code for a protein of 564 amino acids.
AUGCCCAUCGAUCUACUCACCACUUUUAGCCGGGUUCCUCGCAUCCGGAGUUUGCCUACCUUCUCCAAUCACGCAUGGUCUCCAGCGAUCCAACACGAUCUAUAUGCAAGUAAGAUCCAGUUCAGCCUGCGGUCGAAUGUGCGCCAACGCGCAUUUCUGACCCUGUCCGCCUCCCCGAGAAGAAUCGUUAGGAAUUCUACUUUGCUACAAUACCCCUUGCAGGCCAACUCGUUUUCCUUGACCGCGUAUCGUCCUCUCAGCCAGACCAAUGCAAAUAUGAAGCCCUCAACUUCGGCUCCAGGUUCUUUAAACAAAGCUGUGGUGGCGUUUGGUAGUAAUCUAGGGGAUCGGCUUGCCAACAUCGAAGCCGGACUCUUUAAGAUGAGGGAAAAUGACCUCCGGGUUCUCAAGCUGAGCUCCCUCUACGAGACCAAGCCCAUGUACUACGAUGAUCAAGACACCUUUCUGAAUGGCGUAUGUCAGAUCGAGACCAGUCUUGAACCGCUACAGUUGUUGGAUGUCUUGCAAGCAAUCGAGAAUGACCUGGGCCGGAAACGCUUGAUUGAUAAAGGACCUAGGACACUUGACCUUGAUAUCAUCCUCUAUAACCACGACUAUUUCAAGCACCCCCGUCUCAAUAUUCCGCAUAUGCUGAUGCUAGAAAGGGAAUUCGUUCUCAGGCCUCUCGCAGAUAUACUCCCCCACGAGCAUCUUCCCGCGGACUUCUCACCAACUGCUCCAUAUCGCCAAAUAAGUCAACUAUUGGAGGGUCUUGCAGAGAGAGAUACUACUAUGUCCCCAGUCACUGUUCUAAGGCCACAAAUGCCCCUCGUCCGCACUCACGAUGUCACUCGCAAGACUCAUGUUAUGGCCAUUUUGAACCUGACCCCAGACUCUUUCUCCGACGGAGGAGUGCACGCGGCCAAAGGUGCUGAAUCAAUAAAAACAACCGUUGCGAGUUUCAUUGCCGCAGGGGCCAGCAUCAUUGACGUUGGUGGACAAAGCACUCGCCCCAAAGCUGACUACCUUGGACCUCAGGAAGAGGUCGAGCGCAUCCUUCCCAUUGUCCGGGUUAUCAGAGAGAUGAAGGAAGCGGAAAAUGUCGCCAUCAGCAUCGACACUUUUCACUCCGACGUAGCCCGGCAGACCAUUCUUGCUGGUGCAGACAUCAUCAAUGACGUCUCGGCAGGGCUAUUAGACCCUCAAAUGCUGUCGACUGUGGCCGAGUUGGGAAAGACUAUCGUCCUUAUGCAUAUGAGAGGAGAUCCACACACAAUGACAAAACUUACCGAUUAUCCGGAUGGGGUCACCAAUGGAGUAGCCCGAGAACUUUGCGAGCGUCUUCAGGCUGCUCUUGCCGCCGGGAUUCCUCCUUGGCGGAUCAUCCUCGAUCCGGGCUUGGGCUUCGCAAAGGACCAGGAACAGAAUCUCGAACUCCUAAGGAGUCUCCAGCAACUGCGAGAGCAAGCAGAAUAUGCUCCUACGUUCAGGAAUUUCCCUUGGCUUAUGGGUCCAAGCCGCAAGGGGUUCGUCGGUAGUGUCACCGGCGUGGCGGAGGCUUCCGGGCGGAGCUAUGGUACUGCAGCCGCUGUCACGGCCAGCAUCGAGGGCGGCGCAGAUAUUGUGCGGAUACACGAUGUUCGCGAAAUGGUUCAGGUCACCAAGAUGGCAGACGCGAUUUAUCGACGCCCCUGA